Messenger RNA from Acaulospora morrowiae, 1003 nucleotides. Lineage: Eukaryota; Fungi; Glomeromycota; Glomeromycetes; Diversisporales; Acaulosporaceae. The record is from the annotation of a GenBank genome assembly.
AUGACGGAUUAUGUACCAUUAAACACUUCUGAAAACCCACCUUCACCCACGGCCCUUGCCAAGAAUAGACAGGAGACAAAGUUCAAUUAUAUUAUCUUGUUUUUGUUUCUUGCUAUUGGCAUAACCGUCUUGUCUACUAUUCCUUCGAUCAUAUAUUUGACCGGUAAUGAAUCAUGGCAAGAGCUAACAAAUCAAACUGAUACUCCUUUGGUAGAGCCUCCAGAAACAAUAAUAGUACCUCCAGAAAUGACGAGACAAAAAAUUGUCGGCUACUUUACGUCGUGGUCAAUUUACGCCAGGAGUUUCAAUGUUCGCGACAUCGACGCAUCAAAACUUACACACAUUAAUUAUGCAUUCUUCAAUUUAUCGCCCGACGGUAAAGUCAUUUUCGGCGAUCCGUGGGCGGAUACAGACAAACAUUUUGAUGGAGACUCCUGGAAUGAAGAAGGAACCAACUUGUAUGGAAACUUUAAACAACUGGCUUUACUGAAGCAAAAGCAUAGGCAUCUUAAAGUUGUUAUCUCAAUUGGAGGUUAUACAUGGUCAACAAACUUCGGUUCGGUCACCGCAAAUCCAGAGACCCGAAAAACUAUGGUUGAUUCUUUGUUAAAAUUGGUUAAAGAUCUUUACAUCGAUGGUAUUGACAUUGACUGGGAAUAUCCUAAAAAUGAGAAAGAAGGAACAAACUAUGUACAUUUGGUUCGAGAACUUCGAAAUGCACUGAAUGAUUAUGCCGCAGAUAUGGGAGAAGCUCAACCGUUUCUCAUAACUGCAGCACUACCAUGCGGACCUGAGAAUUACAAUAGAAUUCCGUUAAGAGAACUUAGCCGAUACCUUGAUUUUCUUAAUCUCAUGGCUUAUGACUUUGCUGGUUCUUGGUCAUCAGUUACAGGUCACCAAUCAAACUUGUACGGUAAGGAUAUUUCCGUUGACAGAGCUGUUAGCGAUUAUUUGGCUGCGGGAGUGCCACCUGAAAAGAUUGUGAUCGGCAUGCCAAUGUAUG